Messenger RNA from Meira miltonrushii, 594 nucleotides. RefSeq lists its product as uncharacterized. The record is from RefSeq and is a predicted model, not a curated record. The transcript is spliced from 2 exons. Lineage: Eukaryota; Fungi; Basidiomycota; Exobasidiomycetes; Exobasidiales; Brachybasidiaceae. The annotation marks the transcript as partial.
UAUAUCUUACACAUUCGUGAACAACCAAAACAUUCAAGAAUGUGUGGUGUAGGCGAAAAAGCUGAUAGAAGACCGAUUGAUCCGGCUCCCAUCAUUCAAUUACGUAACAACAUCGUCAAUGCACAACCAUCUAAUCUCCCUCCAAAGCAAAACAUCAUACGAAGAGGCGUUGCCGUCAAGACGGAAUGGGGAGAAGGAUGGGAAGAUAAAGCAUGGUAUCUGGAGAAUCCGUAUUACUUCAUGUAUGCCAUGCUUGCUGAUGCGGAAACGGAUGAUGAGUUGCAUUUGUUGAGCGACGGAAAAACACGUUAUACGACCGGAAGUUGCGUUUCAUGCUUGUAUCAUUUGAAGGAUAUCGAUCAAAGCGAGCAAGGAUUCUUUGUUUUUCCCGAUUUGAGUAUUCGGGUUGAAGGUCGUUAUCGUUUGAAGUUGUGUUUGUUUGAAACAAUCGGUCAUGAAGUACACCAUUGCAAGUCGAUUUACUCAAAGCCGUUCAAUGUGUACACCGCAAAGAGAUUCCCUGGUAUGGAAGAGUCUACACAACUAUCCAGAUCCUUUGCUGAUCAAGGUUUGAAGGUUCGCGUACGAAAGAAU